Messenger RNA from Pteropus alecto (black flying fox), 1059 nucleotides. It is a transcript of the gene PPP1R1C, whose product is annotated as protein phosphatase 1 regulatory inhibitor subunit 1C. Gene Ontology annotation, molecular function: protein phosphatase inhibitor activity. Gene Ontology annotation, biological process: intracellular signal transduction. Bases 287 to 616 code for a protein of 109 amino acids. The transcript has 5 exons. Lineage: Eukaryota; Metazoa; Chordata; Mammalia; Chiroptera; Pteropodidae. The record is from RefSeq and is a predicted model, not a curated record. Gene Ontology annotation, cellular component: cytoplasm.
GUAUCAGUGAAGAGGCACACAAUUAGGUUAUUGUUUUUCUCUGUAUUGUACUGAGGAGAUUCGAGGCAUUGGUGGGGGAUCAGGCAAGCCAGGCAUCACUGUGGAUGUUGGAGAGGGAGUUACUCAGACCUCGGCAUCUUCACUUGCUCGCUCUGGAAUUACAGCUAUUUAUUACAAAGCGUGCUGUGUGGUUGGGUGGAGUGCGCCUGAGGAAACACAUCUGAGACAGCACUUGGGGUUAGUUUUCCUGAGCUCUUCACAUCUCUGACUAACUCUUGUCAUUGUCAUGGAGCCCAACAGUCCCAAAAAGAUACAAUUUGCUGUGCCUUUAUUCCAGAGUCAGAUUGCCCCUGAAGCAGCAGAGCAGAUCAGGAAAAGAAGACCAACACCAGCAUCACUUGUGAUUCUCAAUGAACAUAACCCCCCAGAAAUAGAUGACAAGAGGGUGACCAACACACAAGCAGAAUCACAGAAUGCAUCCCCUAAGCAAAGGAAGCAGAGCGUGUACACACCACCUGCGAUGAAAGGGGUUAAGCAUCUGAAAGGCCAGAAUGAAUCAGCAUUCCCUGAAGAAGAAGAAGGCGUAAACGAGAGAGAAGGGCAGUGGGACCAUUAAUUAUGAGUCUGCAGCAAGAAGGCUUCUUGGGAAUGACUGAACUGUUCACUUUUGUGAAUAUCCCAUGGAACGCCACUGCUUGACUUCCAGAAGCAUUGCCGUCUCUGCUCUCCACACUCUGUACAGCAACAGUACACCUCCUGGGAAGCCCUCUUGAUGGAACUUUAGAACUAAGUACAGAUUGUUCCGUAUCACUUACAAGUAAAGAACAAGCAUUUAUUUUACAGUGAUUUUUCUUUUUAAUGACAUAGAAAUUUGCAAACAUGUGAGUGUUCUAACUUUAAUAUUGCAGAGCUUAAUCCCUAAUGUUCUACUGAUAUAGUUUGCCUUCUAAUCACAUGUAAAUAGCACCAAUUUAAGAGUAAAAAAUAAAUAUUAAACACAUUUAGACAUGAACGUGUGUCUGGGUUUAACUUAUGGAGGAACACUUAAUGAAACUUUUA